Molecule: messenger RNA, 1578 nt
Organism: Pochonia chlamydosporia 170
Lineage: Eukaryota; Fungi; Ascomycota; Sordariomycetes; Hypocreales; Clavicipitaceae
Product: ubiquitin-conjugating enzyme
Exons: 4
Coding region: 1-1578 (525 amino acids)
Molecular function (GO): FAD binding; oxidoreductase activity
Source: RefSeq, a predicted model, not a curated record
AUGAAGGCAUUAACAGCAUGUUUGGCCCUAUGGGCAAGUUUGGCGAUCGGGAGUCCGUCGCAGGGUCGAGACUUGCGAGGAUGUGUAGCAAGGGCACUGGGGGGAGCGGAGGACCGCAUCGUUGGACCAAAUGAUACCACAUACACUGAUGCCCGUAUUGGAGAGUCAAUUCAGUUCGACCAGACGCCAGCUUUGAUAGCUUACGCCAACGACGCAUCCCAAAUCGUACCGCUUAUCAAAUGCGCACAACGGUCUGGCAUCAAAGCCGUUCCUAGAAGCGGAGGGCAUCACUUCAUGGCAUAUUCCGCCCUCAGCGACACACUCGUCAUCGACAUCACCCACAUCGACUAUGUCCACGUCUCCCCUGACAAAUCCACCGCCCAGGUCGGCGCGGGCAUACGCCUCGGAGCACUCUACACUGCUCUUAGUUUGCACGGCCGCGACUGGCCUGGCGGUAUUUGCCCUACGGUCGGAUUAUCCGGAUUCCUGGGCGCAGGAGGCUUCAAUAUGCAGAUGCGCACUCUGGGCAUGGGCGUAGACCACGUCAUUGGUGCAAAAGUCGUGUUAUCCAACGGUCGUCUCGUUAAUGCUUCACCCAGGGAAAACAGCGAUUUAUUUUGGGCGAUCCGUGGAGGCGGAGGAGGCUCAUACGGCAUUGUCGUCGAAUGGACGCUGAAACUCUCGCAGUUUCCUCGCUCGUCCAUGGUUCAGAUAAAGUGGAAUGAACCUGAUACGCGGGUUGAUAUCGCGACUCGCUUCUUCGAGUGGGCGCCGAGGACUGAUCCUGCAUUCAUGUCCUCUGUGAAUGUGUAUAAGAACCGCACCGAAGUACUGGGCUGGUGUCUCGGUUGUACGCUCGACCAUGCAAGGACGCUAAUGAAUUCAUCUGGUCUACUGGGAAUUGGAAAGCCGGAGAUACACAUCUCAGGGGGGUGCAACUCCAUCAACGCCCGAAUGUUCGGAUACAUCGUCAGCGAGUGUAUUCCCGACGUCGAAGUAGCCAAGUACGCUCCCCUAGCGAUGAACACGGUCCAACAACCAUUCACACAAGUCGGCACAUAUCCCCAAUUCACAUGGAAUCAAACCCUUCAGGAUCCAAAAUCCCCACAGGCGCAAGCGUGGCCGCGAUUUCGAAGACUAAGUAAGAGCUUCUUUGUGCAGAAAACCAAGAAGCUGGGUAGGGAUGCCGUGCAAAGUCUCGUGGAUCGAUUGACGGAGCUGCCAGAUGAGGUGGCCGGUUGGGGAGAGUGGCAUGCGUGGAAUAUUAGUCGUAGGGGGGGUGAUCAGUCGGCUUUUGCGUGGAGGGACGAGGCGUAUGCUCAUUUGGAGUUUAUACUGACGGGGUCGGAGGAUGGCAGGAAGCAGGAGAAGCUGGCGGAGUGGACUAGAGACCUAGAAGGAUAUUUGAGGCCAUUGACGGGGCCUGCGUCGUAUGCUGGAUAUAUGGAUGCAAGUAUUUCCACGGAUCCGCUGAUGUCGUAUUAUGGACGAAAUGUGGAUAGGUUGCAGAAGAUCAAGGCCAAGUAUGACGCUGGUGACUUUUUCGACAACCCGUUGGGUAUUCCCCCUGGUCGAUAG